Molecule: messenger RNA, 17163 nt
Organism: Salarias fasciatus (jewelled blenny)
Lineage: Eukaryota; Metazoa; Chordata; Actinopteri; Blenniiformes; Blenniidae
Product: plectin-like
Exons: 34
Coding region: 714-15371 (4885 amino acids)
Biological process (GO): wound healing; hemidesmosome assembly; intermediate filament cytoskeleton organization
Cellular component (GO): cytoskeleton; intermediate filament; cytoplasm
Molecular function (GO): ankyrin binding; structural constituent of muscle; structural constituent of cytoskeleton
Source: RefSeq, a predicted model, not a curated record
AAACCACCACGCCCUUUACUAAUAUCAACACCUCCACUGCUGCCAUUGCUAAACCUGUGAGUGAGGAUUUCAAAGAAGGGAAACUCCGGAAAGCAAAUAAACCUGCAGAGGAGAAACGCCAAACUCCCCAAACUGAGUCACAUACAGGAGAAAGUAAAACUGUCAUUAGCUCGACUCCCUCUGUGCCUGUAAUUGCUGCUGAAGAUGUACAGCCUGUCACAGCGAAAGCAGCUUUACAAGAGGGGGCUGCCCCGCAGGAAAAAGGUGGUGUCAAGAAAGAUAAAACGCCACUACCAGAAAAAGCUGCUAAAGUUUCUGCUGUGGUGCAGAAAGAGCCCGACUCAUCUCAGCAUGUCAUCGCCCCUGAAGUGGAGAAAGAACCCAAACAGGUGACCGAGGGGAGCGCAAAAUCUAAAAAGAAGAAAAAGAAGUCUCCUGGUGGCUUGACUCAGAGUGGCAGUACUGAAGAGCCAGCUGACUCGAGUGUGGAGCCAAAAUCACCUUCAGCACGCAAGUCCCAGGAGGAAGUGGCAGAAAAUACCCCCCAGCCCACAGCAAAGGCUAAAUCAGAACCUUUAACUGCGGCUUCUAAUAAAAUAACUGCAGAGACAAACAAAACUGAGACCAAAGAAGACACUGACCGGGAGCAAAUAAAAGAAGUGCCUAAACAGAAGGAGAAGGUUUCAGUGAAAACUUCCCUUCCUUCAGACCAGAUGCCUUCAGCGCCCCCUGUGGAUGUAAAAGCAAAAAACAAACCCGAGGAAAAAACUGUGAGUAAGAUUACCCAAGGACCAUUACGCCCUGAGGGAGCGAUGGAGCCAGUGAAGUCUGAGGGAACGACCGUCACCACAGUGGAAACGGUGACGGUGCAGAAAAUCAGCCAAGUGGAAGUCAUGCAUGCAGGCCCUAAACCUGCAGACCAAACCCCGGCGCUGCAGUCCGAGCAGAAACCCACACUUGAGCCUAAAACCCUUAUGAGUACCGUGAAAGCUGCAGAGGAACCCUCGAAGGGAAAAAAGAAGGGGAAAGGGAAAAAACAGGCUAAGACGCCACAGUCAGAAGCCUUAAACACAAAGCCUGCCUCUCUGCCUCAAGCAGAAUCAUUGCCAUCCACUAACAUUACAUCAUUGCCCCAGGCAAAUGUAAAAGACAGCCCUGUCACGGCCCCUGGACCGGCAGAAACUAAUGUUUCUCCAAAGAUGACUCCUGAAAGAAUGUGCAGUGAGGAAGUCAGGCAGGCUGCAGCUGUGCUCUCUGAGGCCCCGGCAAACAAAGGGGAGGUGGAGCCAGCAGAAAAAAUCAAGCGGGAGGUUCCGAAACUAGAAACAUCCUCCACUGCGAGGGAAGCACCCGCAGCCGGAGAAUCGGCGUCAGCAGCGGCGGAGGCAGCUGCAGCUCAGACACAGGCCAGCCCCCUCGUCAAGCCGGAGGAGCCUCCCAAAGUUGCACAACAUUCGGCCACUCAGGCAGCAGAGAGCAGCACAGGGGAAAGGAUCUCUGUUUCGAAGGCCUCGAAGCAGAGAGGAGAGAAGAAGAAGGAUUUGGAGGAGGACACACCCUCUCCUGCCGUGCCCGUAUCCCGGCCUGACAAGCCUCACCUUGGGGACACCUGUGGAGACGGCUCCGACCUAGACGAGGCCGCCAUGAAGAGGAAAAUAGUGGUGGUGGAGGAGAUAGUGGAGGUGAAGCAGCUCAUCAGCCCCGAGGCAGCCGGGGGGCAGUCGCCACCUCCUCCACCUGUACAACCCGAGGGCGAGGAGGAGGAGCUGGACAUGGAUGUUCUGGAAGAAAUUGCAAUAGAGCGGGCGCUUUUGUCGGGCGCGCCGGCCGCCACCAUACAGGGGGCUUCGCCCGAGGCCGACUGGGACCACUCGCUGGAGGAGCCCGAGGAGAAAACAUGGCCCAACUUCAAUGAAGAUGAACGGGAUCGCGUACAGAAAAAGACUUUCACAAAAUGGGUGAACAAGCAUUUGAUGAAGUCGCAGCGCCACGUGGGAGAUCUGUACGAAGACCUUCGAGAUGGACACAACCUCAUCUCGCUGCUGGAGGUCCUCUCUGGGGAAACGCUGCCCAGAGAGAAAGGCCGCAUGCGAUUCCACAAGCUGCAGAAUGUCCAGAUAGCGCUGGACUUCCUCAAACAUCGGCAGGUCAAGCUGGUCAACAUCAGGAAUGACGACAUCGCCGACGGGAACCCCAAGCUGACCCUGGGGUUAAUAUGGACCAUCAUCCUCCACUUCCAGGUCUCCUCCUCUAUCUCAGACAUUCAGGUGAACGGCCAGUCGGAGGACAUGACGGCCAAAGAGAAGCUGCUGCUCUGGUCCCAGAGGAUGACGGACGACUACCAGGGCAUCCGCUGCGACAACUUCACCACCAGCUGGAGGGACGGCAAGCUCUUCAACGCCGUCAUACACAAGCACUACCCCAGGCUCAUCGACAUGGGCAGAGUGUACCGACAGAGCAACCAGGACAACCUGGAGCAGGCGUUCAGCGUGGCGGAGAGGGACCUGGGCGUGACGCGCCUGCUGGACCCCGAGGACGUCGACGUGCCGCACCCUGACGAGAAAUCCAUCAUCACAUACGUGUCGUCCCUGUACGACGCCAUGCCUCGGGUCGAAGUGCACGGCACCAGAACCACUGAGCUGGAGCUGCGCUGGCAGGAAUACUACGAGCUGGUGACUCUGCUCCUGCAGUGGAUCCGACACCAUGUCAUGAUCUUCGAGGAGAGGCAGUUCCCCGCCAGCUAUGAGGAGAUCGAGCUUCUUUGGCGUCAGUUCUUGAAAUUCAAAGAGAGCGAGCUGCCAGUGAAAGAGUCUGACAAGAACCGCUCCAAACACAUCUACCAGACAUUCGAGAGUGCCGUGCAUGCCGGUCAGGUGAAGGUCCCUCCAGGCUACCAUCCCAUCGACGUGGAGAAGGAAUGGGGUCGACUGCAUGUGGCCAUCCUGGAGAGAGAGCGGCUGCUCCGGAUAGAGUUUGAGAGACUCGAGAGGCUCCAGAGGAUUUACAGUAAAGUCCAGAUGGAGUCUGGAGCGUCUGACGAUCAGCUCAACCACCUGGAGGCGCUGCUGCAGACGGAUAUCCGUCUGAUGAACGCAGGGAAGCCUCCUCAGCACACGGCAGAAGUGGAAAGAGAGCUGGACAAGGCAGACAACGUGGUCCGCCUGCUGUUCAAUGACGUGCAGGUUCUCAAGGAUGGGCGCCACCCUCAGGCUGACCAGAUGUACCGCAGAGUUUACCGUCUUCACGAGCGCCUGGUCAACCUGCGCAGCGACUACAACCUGCGUCUGAAGAACGCGGUGUCGAUCUCCACCAUUUCCCUGAAGCAGUCGGCCCAGCAGCCCAGCAUGAAGCCGCGGCCCGAACUGGACGACGUGACCCUGCGCUACGUCCAGGACCUGCUGGCCUGGGUGGAGGACAACCAGCGCCGCAUCGACGAGUCGGAGUGGGGCUCCGAUCUGCCCUCCGUGGAGUCCCAGCUGGGCAGCCACCGAGGCCUGCACCAGACCGUCGAGGACUUCAAGUCCAAGAUCGAGCGGGCCAAGGCCGACGAGAGCCAGUUGUCACCCAUCAGCAAGGCCGCAUACAAAGAAUACCUGGGAAAACUGGACCUGCAGUACGGAAAACUACUGAACUCCUCCAAGUCCCGCCUGAGGAACUUGGACGCGCUGCACGCCUUCGUCAGCGCCGCCACCAAAGAGCUGAUGUGGUUGAACGACAAAGAGGAGGAGGAGGUCAACUACGACUGGAGUGACAGGAACACCAACAUGACGGUCAAGAAAGACAACUACUCGGGUCUCAUGCGAGAGCUGGAGCUGAGGGAGAGGAAGGUCAAUGACAUCCAGGCCUUGGGAGACAAACUCGUCAGGGAUGGACAUCCUGGAAAGAAAACAGUUGAGGCCUUUACCGCCGCCCUGCAGACCCAGUGGAGCUGGAUCCUGCAGCUGUGCUGCUGCAUCGAGGCUCAUCUCAAGGAAAACACAGCCUACUACCAGUUCUUCGCUGAUGUGAAAGACACUCAGGACAAGAUGAAGAAGAUGCAGGAGAACAUGAAAAAGAAAUACAGCUGCGACCGCUCCACGACCGCCACGCGCCUGGAGGACCUGCUGCAGGACGCCGUGGACGAGAAAGAGCAGCUGAACGAGUUCAAGAGCCAGGUGACCAACCUGAACAAGAGAGCCAAGUCCAUCAUCCAGCUGAAACCACGCAACCCCACCACCUCCAUCAAGGGAAAGCUGCCCGUCCAGGCCGUCUGCGACUUCAAGCAGCAGGAGAUCACCGUCCACAAGGGAGACGAGUGUGCUCUUCUCAACAACUCCCAGCCCUUCAAGUGGAAGGUGUUGAACCGCUCCGGACACGAGGCGGUGGUGCCGUCGGUCUGCUUCCUGGUCCCUCCGGUCAAUAAGGAGGCCGUGGACAGCGUCUCCAGUCUGGACUCGGGUCAUCAGCAGAUGGUGUCCAUGUGGCAGCUGCUCCACACGGACAUGAAGAGCCUGCUGUCCUGGCAGUACCUGAUGAGGGACUUCACACAGAUCCGCUCCUGGAACAUCACCAUGUUAAAAACCAUGAAGCCGGAGGAGUACCGUCUCAUCAUAAGGAACCUGGAGCUCCACUACCAGGACUUCAUGCGCGACAGUCAGGACUCGCAGCUCUUCGGCCCCGACGACCGCAUGCAGGUGGAGGACGACUACACCAAGUCCUCCCAGCACUUCGAAGGCCUGAUUCGCUCCAUGGAGAAAGGUCAAAAGGACGAGACUCUGUGUAAGAACUACCUCUCCGAGGUGAAAGAUCUGCGUGUGCGCAUCGAGGACUGCGAGGCUCGCACUGUGGCUCGCAUCCGCAAACCCGUGGAGAAAGACCCUCUGAAGGAAUGCAUCCAGAAAGCCUCGGAUCAGCAGAAAGUCCAUGUGGAGCUUGACGGCCUCAAGAAGGACCUGGAUAAGAUGUCUGUGAAGACGAAGGAGGUCUUGUCGUCCCAGCAGUCCGCCUCGGCCCCCGUGCUCCGGUCCGAGCUUGAACUCACCGUGCAGAAGAUGGAUCAUGCCUAUAAUCUCUCCUCUGUCUAUAUGGACAAGUUAAAGACGGUUGAAAUGGUCAUCAGGAACACGCAGGGUGCAGAGGGAGUUCUCAAGCAGUACGAGGACUGUCUGCGCGAGGUUCACACUGUGCCCAGUGACGUCAAGGAAGUGGAGUCCUACAGAGCAACGCUCAAGAAAAUGCGAGCCGAGGCCGAAGGCGAGCAGCCAGUGUUCGAUUCCCUGGAGGAGGAGCUGAAGAAGGCCUCCUCCGUGAGCGACAAGAUGUCCCGCGUCCAUAGCGACCGGGACGUGGAGCUGGACCACUACCGCCAGCACCUGUCCGGCCUCCAGGACCGCUGGAAGGCCGUGUUCUCCCAGAUCGACCUGCGCCAGAGAGAGCUGGAGCAGCUCGGCCGCCAGCUGGGCUACUACCGAGAGAGCUACGACUGGCUGAUCCGCUGGAUCGGCGACGCCAAGCAGCGGCAGGAGAAGAUCCAGGCCGUGUCCAUCACCGACAGCAAAACUCUCAAAGAACAACUCGCCCAGGAGAAAAAACUGCUGGAGGAGAUCGAACAGAACAAAGACAAAGUGGAUGAGUGUCAGAAAUAUGCUAAGGCAUACAUUGACACCAUCAAGGACUAUGAGCUCCAGCUGGUUGCCUACAAAGCUCAUGUGGAGCCUCUCACUUCUCCCUUGAAGAAAACCAAACUGGAUUCUGCCUCUGACAAUAUUAUCCAGGAAUACGUCACGCUGAGGACGCGCUACAGCGAGCUGAUGACUCUGACGAGUCAGUACAUCAAGUUCAUCACCGACACGCAGCGCCGCCUGGAGGACGAGGAGAAAGCUGCAGAGAAACUCAAAGCUGAAGAACAGAAAAAAAUGGCCGAGAUGCAGGCUGAGUUAGACAAGCAGAAGCAGUUAGCUGACGCUCACGCAAAGGCCAUUGCUGAAGCUGAGAAAGAGGCCGAAGACCUGAAACGCAGAAUGCAGGAAGAAGUGAGCAAGAGAGAAAUCGCUGCUGUAGAUGCAGAAAAGCAGAAGAGCAAUGUCCAGCAGGAACUGUUUGAGCUCAGAAACCUCUCCGAGCAGCAGAUCAAGGACAAAUCCCAGCAAGUGGAGGACGCUCUUCAAAGUCGCUCCAAGAUCGAAGAGGAAAUCCGCCUCAUCAGGAUUCAGCUCGAGACAACAGUGAAACAGAAGUCCACCGCCGAAUCGGAACUCAAGCAGCUUCGUGACCGAGCAGCUGAAGCGGAGAAAUUCAGAAAGGCCGCCCAAGAAGAGGCUGAGAAGCUCCGGAAGCAGGUCAAUGAAGAGACCCAGAAAAAGCGCUUGGCGGAGGAGGAGCUCAAACGUAAAUCCGAAGCCGAGAGAGAAGCCGCCAAGCAAAAACAAAAAGCUCUGGAGGACCUCGAAAACCUGAAGAUGCAGGCUGAAGAGGCUGAAAGGCAAGUGAAGCAGGCGGAGAUUGAAAAGGAACGGCAAAUCCAUGUCGCUCAGGAGGCGGCUCAGAAGAGUGCCGCCGCAGAGCUCCAGAGCAGACACAUUUCUUUUGUGGAGAAGACGUCGAAGCUCGAGGAGUCACUCAAACAAGAGCACGGCGCUGUGGUUCAGCUGCAACAAGAAGCAGCACGACUCAAAAAACAACAGGAGGAUGCAGAAGAUGCCAGAGAAGAGGCAGAAAAAGAGCUCGAGAAAUGGAGACAGAAGGCCAAUGAAGCCCUCCGCCUCAGACUGCAAGCCGAGGAAGAAGCUCACAAAAAGAGCCUCGCUCAAGAAGAGGCUGAGAAACAAAAGGAAGAGGCAGAGCGCGAGGCCAAAAAGAGAUCUAAAGCUGAAGAAUCUGCUCUGAAACAGAAAGAAAUGGCAGAAAAUGAGCUUGAGAGGCAGAGAAAGGUUGCUGAGAGCACAGCUCAGCAAAAACUCGCUGCCGAGCAAGAGCUCAUUCGACUUCGUGCAGACUUUGACAACGCAGAGCAGCAGAGAUCCCUCCUCGAAGAUGAACUCUACCGCCUGAAGAAUGAAGUUGCUGCGGCUCAGCAACAAAGGAAGCAGCUGGAAGAUGAGCUGGCCAAAGUCAGGAGCGAAAUGGACGUGCUCAUUCAGCUCAAGUCUAAGGCAGAGAAAGAAACCAUGUCCAACACUGAAAAGAGCAAACAACUCCUUGAGGCGGAAGCUGCCAAGAUGAGAGACCUGGCAGAAGAGGCGAGCAAGCUCCGAGCCAUCGCUGAGGAAGCCAAACACCAGAGACAAAUCGCUGAAGAAGAAGCAGCUCGCCAGAGAGCAGAAGCUGAGAGAAUCCUCAAAGAAAAACUUGCUGCAAUAAGCGACGCCACACGCUUGAAGACAGAAGCUGAAAUCGCCCUAAAAGAGAAAGAAGCAGAGAAUGAGCGACUCCGUCGGCAGGCUGAAGAUGAGGCUUAUCACAGGAAAGCCCUUGAAGACCAGGCCAACCAGCACAAGCAGGAGAUCGAGGAAAAGAUAGUCCAACUCAAGAAGUCAUCUGAAGCCGAAAUGGAAAGACAGAAGGCGAUAGUAGAUGACACCCUCAAACAGAGACGGGUGGUUGAAGAAGAAAUCCGAAUCCUCAAGCUGAACUUUGAAAAGGCAUCUUCUGGAAAACUUGACCUGGAGCUGGAAUUGAAUAAACUGAAAAACAUCGCAGAUGAAACUCAACAGAGCAAGCUCCAAGCAGAGGAAGAGGCAGAGAAGCUUCGGCAGCUUGUCCUUGAAGAGGAGAAACGGCGAAGGGAAGCCGAGGACAAGGUCAAGAAGAUCGCUGCUGCAGAGGAGGAGGCGGCCCGACAACGCAAGGCAGCCCAGGACGAGCUUGAACGUCUGAAAAAGAAAGCAGAAGAAGCUCGAAAGCAGAAAGACGAGGCCGACGAAGAGGCUGAAAAGCAAAUAGUUGCAGCUCAGCAAGCAGCCCUGAAAUGCAGCGCGGCUGAGGAGCAAGUUCAGAGCGUCCUCGCUCAGCAGAAGGAAGAUAGCAUCAUGCAGAAGAAGCUCAAGGAUGAGUACGAGAAGGCCAAGAGGCUUGCCAAAGAGGCCGAGGCUGCCAAGGAGAAGGCAGAGAGGGAAGCAGCUCUCCUCCGUCAGCAAGCAGACGAGGCGGAGCGACAGAAGCUUGCUGCUGAGCAGGAAGCUGCAAACCAGGCCAAGGCCCAGGAAGAUGCUGAGCGCUUGAGGAAGGAAGCCGAGUUUGAAGCCGCUAAGCGUGCUCAAGCCGAAGCCGCAGCAGUCAAGCAGAAGCAACAAGCCGAUGCUGAAAUGGCAAAGCACAAGAAGCUGGCCGAGCAGACCUUGAAGCAGAAGUUCCAAGUAGAGCAGGAGCUCACAAAGGUUAAGCUUCAGCUCGACGAAACGGACAAGCAGAAAGCAGUGCUGGAUGACGAGCUGCAGCGCCUCAAGGAUGAGGUCGAUGACGCCGUAAAACAAAAAGCCCAGGUGGAGGAGGAGCUUUUCAAGGUCAAGGUUCAGAUGGAGGAACUUCUCAAGCUGAAAAACCGAAUCGAGGAGGAAAAUCAGCGCCUCAUCAAGAAAGACAAAGAUAACACACAAAAAUUCCUUGCAGAAGAGGCUGAAAAUAUGAAAAAGCUUGCCGAGGAUGCUGCCAGACUCAGCGUGGAAGCCCAGGAGGCCGCACGCUUGAGACAGAUAGCAGAAGACGAUCUGAAUCAGCAACGCGCUCUGGCAGAGAAAAUGCUCAAAGAGAAAAUGCAGGCCAUACAAGAGGCGUCUCGGCUUAAAGCCGAGGCAGAGAUGCUCCAGAAGCAGAAAGACCUGGCUCAGGAACAAGCGCAGAAGUUGCUGGAGGACAAACAACUCAUGCAGCAGCGCCUGGACGAGGAGACGGAGGAGUUCCACAAGUCGCUGGAAGCAGAGAGGAAGAGGCAGUUAGAAAUCAUAGCCGAAGCCGAAAAACUGAAACUCCAGGUUUCGCAGCUCAGUGACGCCCAGGCCAAAGCUGAAGAAGAGGCGAAGAAGUUCAAGAAGCAAGCCGAUACAAUUGCUGCCCGUCUUCAUGAGACUGAAAUUGCCACCAAAGAGAAAAAUACAAUAGUGGAAGAGCUGGAAAUCAAGAGAAAAAAUACCAGCAAAGAGGCUGACGAUUUACGCAGAGCUAUCGCAGACCUAGAGAACGAGAAGGCUAGGCUGAAAAAGGAGGCUGAAGAACUUCAAAAUAAGUCUAAAGAGAUGGCUGAUGCACAGCAGAAACAAAUCGAGCAAGAGAAGACCAUGCUCCAGCAGACAUUCCUGACUGAAAAGGAAAUGUUGUUGAAGAAGGAGAAGAUGAUUGAAGAUGAGAAAAAGAGGCUGGAGAGCCAAUUUGAAGAAGAAGUUAAAAAGGCCAAGGCUCUCAAAGACGAACAAGAACGCCAGAAACAGCAGAUGGAGGAUGAGAAGAAGAAACUCCAGGCCACCAUGGAUGCCGCCCUCAAUAAACAGAAAGAGGCAGAAAAAGAGAUGCUGAACAAGCAGAAAGAAAUGGAAGAACUGGAGCGGAUGAGACUAGAGCAGGAAAGGAUUCUUGCUGAAGAGAACCAGAAACUGCGAGAGAAACUGCAGCAGCUUGAAGAUGCCCAGAAAGAUCAAGAAAAUAGAGAAGCCAUCCAUCUAACAACAGUUACAACAACAAGGACAAUAUUCAAUGGUCAAAAUGCUGGCCUUUCCAUCGAUGGCACGGAGCAGAAACCUGAUCCAAUGUCUUUUGAUGGAAUUCGUGAAAAGGUACCUGCAAGUAGACUUCAUGACCUUGGACUUUUGCCCAAGAAGGAGUUUGAUAAGCUGACAAAUGGCAAAACCACUGUUCAAGAGCUUGGUGAAACUGAAAAUCUUAAAAGAAUUCUCAAAGGAAAGAACCCUAUUGCUGGUGUUCUGACACCAUCCAAUCAAAAAAUGUCAAUCUAUCAAGCAUCCAAAGACAAGAAAAUUACUCCUGGCACAGCUUUGAUCCUUCUUGAAGCACAAGCAGCCACUGGUUAUAUUCUAGACCCUAUUAACAACCAGAAACUCACAGUCAAUGAAGCUGUCAAAGAAGGUGUGAUUGGUCCAGAGCUUCACAACAAAAUGCUGUUAGCUGAUAGGGCUGUUGUUGGGUACAAAGACCCAUACACUGGAGGGAAGAUCUCUGUCUUUGAGGCCAUGAAGAAGGGUCUGAUUGAACGUGAUCAUGCCAUCAGGAUCCUCGAGGCUCAACUUGCAACUGGUGGCAUUGUUGACCCAAUUAAUAGUCAUCGUGUCAAAAAUGAAACAGCCUACAAACAGGGGCAGUACGAUUCAGAAAUGAAUAAAGUUAUGAGCAGUCCCUCUGAUGACACAAAGGGGUACUUUGACCCAAGCACUCAGGAACCUUUGACAUAUUCUGAGCUAAUGGCAAGGUGCACUACUGACCCAGAAACCGGCUUGCUAUUCCUGCCAAUUACAGACAAAGCUGCUCAAUGCUCAAGCAUAUACACAGAGGAGGAGACCAAGGAUGUGUUUAGCAAAACAACUGUGUCAGUGCCAUUUGGAAAAUUCAAGGGGAAGACUGUUACCAUUUGGGAAAUCAUUAACUCUGAGUACUUCACUGAAGACCAGAAGAAGGACCUUCUUCGUCAGUACAAAACAGGAAAAAUCACUAUUGAAAAGAUCAUUAAGAUUGUGAUAACUGUCGCUGAAGAGAAAGAGAAGAAGAAUGAAAUCACCUUUGAUGGGCUCCGUGCACCUGUCCCAGCUUCUGAACUCCUGGAGUCCAAAGUCAUUGACAAAGGUUUGUACAACAAACUUCAGAAGGGCAAUGUGACUCCCAAAGAGGUUUCUGAAAUGGAACCUGUCCACAAAGCACUGAAGGGUACAAACUGCAUCGCAGGUGUUGUCAUUGACUCAUCCAAGGAGACGAUGUCCUUCUAUCAAGCUAUGAAGAAAGACAUGAUGAGGCCUGGACCUGCCUUGAAUAUGCUUGAAGCCCAAGCAGGUACAGGUUAUGUGGUCGACCCUGUACAGAAUCAGAAAUACACCGUUGAUGAGGCUGUCAAAGCAGGUGUUGUUGGUCCCGAGCUGCAUGAGAAGCUUCUGUCUGCAGAGAGAGCUGUUACGGGUUACAAAGAUCCUUACACCGGGAAGACGGUGUCCCUGUUCCAAGCCAUGAAUAAAGAUCUUAUUCCUAAAGAGCAAGGAAUCAGAUUGCUUGAUGCCCAAAUGACCACCGGUGGCAUCAUUGAUCCAGUGAAGAGCCACCGUAUUCCCCAUGAUGUGGCUUGCAAAAGAGAAUACUUCAAUGAUAAAAUGAAGCAGACUCUGAGCAAUCCCACUGACGACACUAAAUGCUUCUUUGACCCAAACACAAAAGAAAAUGUCACAUACUCACAGCUCUUCAAAAGAUGUGUCACUGACAAUAAAACUGGUCUCCAGCUCCUGCCUCUUUCCGAUGAUGCAAUCAGUGCAAAGGAGGAGCCGUCAUUCACUGAAGCCCAAACAAAAGAGGCUAUGACUCAGGCAACUGUAGAGCUCGACUCUGGACCAUUCAAAGGAAGAAAGAUGACCCUUUGGGAAAUCAUCAACUCUGAAUAUCUCACUGAGGAACAAAGACUUGACCUGCUCAAACAGUUCAGAUCAGGAAAGAUUACCAUUGAAAAGAUAGUCAAGAUUAUGAUCACCAUUGUAGAUGAGAAAGAAGCUAAAAAUCGUGAGCAAUCGAGUUUCAAGGGUCUCCGAGCUCCUGUGCCUGCAGACUCUCUGUAUGAUUCCAAAAUCAUUGACAAGCCAACCCUUGACCUCCUUAAACAAGGAAAAACCACACCGAAAGAAGUCAGCAAAAAUCCAGACGUCAACAAAUACCUCCAAGGAUCAGAUAGCAUUGCUGGCAUCUACCUGGAACCAACAAAAGAGAAAAUAAGCAUUUAUCAAGCUAUGAAGAAAAAGCUCCUCCGAGACAACACUGGUCUCUCACUUCUGGAGUCCCAGGCUGCAAGUGGUUUCAUGGUCGAUCCUGUGAACAAUCAAUUCCUGUCUGUUGAUGAGGCCGUAAAAUCAGGCCUUGUUGGUCCAGAACUUCAUGAAAAACUUCUUUCUGUAGAAAAAGCUGUAACUGGCUAUAAGGAUCCAUUCACAGGCAACAAAGUCUCCCUCUUUGAAGCAAUGCAAAAAGGCCUCAUCCCAAAAGAGCAUGCCAUGCCCAUGUUGGAAGCACAGAUGGUCAGUGGAGGCAUCAUUGACCCAGUAAAUAGCCAUCGUGUACCUAUUGAUGUUGCAUUCCAGAAGAAGAUUUUCAGCAAAGAUGUUGCCAAGACACUUUCUGAACCAUCUGAUGAUAACAAGGCUUUUGUAGACCCUGAAACAGAUGAAAAUGUCACCUACAAACAACUUAAAGAUAAAUGCCAACGAGACAAAGACACAGGCUUAUUCAUUCUACCACUCUCUAAGCCUCAGUCACCCACUGUUGUGGAGAAGACAUACCUUUACACAGAGGAACAAACCCAGAGUGAAUUGGCUAAUACCCAAAUCGACAUACCCAUUGAGGGACUUGCAGAGAAACCACUGAAUCUGUGGGAAGUCAUGAAUUCAAAUUUGCUUCCAGAUUCAGAAAGACAGAAGCUCAUGGAUGAAUAUCGCUCCGGUAAAAUCACAAAGGAGCGGAUGAUCAUCAUCAUCAUUGAAAUCAUGGAGCAAAGAGAAAUUGUCAGAAAUGAAAGUCCCCACUCCUAUAAGACAGUAAGGAGAAGGAUAACUAUUGAUGAACUGUACAACGCUCGAAUCAUUGACUUGGAGACAUACAACCUUAUCAAACGAGGCAAAAGGGAUAUCCGUGACAUCAUGGAGAUGACCAGCGUCAAACAGUAUCUCUAUGGCACAGGUUGCGUUGCUGGUGUCACAACAGACUCAGCUGCCAAGAUCAGCAUAUACCAAGCCAUGAAGAGAGGUUUCAUGAAACCAGAAAUAGGCCUCAGCCUUCUAGAAGCACAAGCUGCUACAGGAUUCAUCAUUGAUCCAAUAAAGAAUGAGACGCUCACUGUUGAUGAGGCUGUUCGUAAAGGUGUUGUCGGCCCCGAAAUCCACGACAAACUUCUUUCAGCUGAAAGAGCUGUGACAGGAUACAAAGACCCCUACAGUGGAAAGACCAUAUCACUUUUCCAGGCCAUGAAGAAGGAUCUUGUUCCAGAGGAUUAUGCUCUGAAAAUGCUUGAGGCUCAAACUGCCACUGGUGGCAUUAUCGAUCCUGAAUUCCAGUUCCACCUCCCAGCAGACAUUGCCCUGCAAAGGGGUCAUAUCAACAAAGAAACCAAUGAAAAACUGACUGAUGAUGUUAAGGGAUUUGUUGACCCUGUCAAUGAAGAGGAAGUGUCUUAUGCAGAGCUGCUUAAGAGAUGCAGGGUGGAGGGAGGAUUGCGUCUCCUAUCUCUAGGAAACAAGAGGCUAACUUUCAAGGGUCUGAGAAAACAAAUCACAAUGGAAGAACUGCUCCGCUCACAAAUCAUUGACCAGCAGACUGUUUCAGAUCUUAAUAGUGGCCUCAUUUCAGUGGAAGAGGUUAGCAGUAGGCUAUCAAGGUACCUUGAGGGCACCAGCUGUAUUGCUGGUGUAUUUUUGGAACCCUCAAAAGAACGCCUUUCUAUUUACCAAGCCAUGAAGAAGAACAUGAUUAGGCCAGGCACUGCAUUUGAGCUUCUUGAGGCCCAAGCAGCCACAGGGUAUGUGAUUGAUCCCAUCAGAAAUCUCAAGCUCACUGUUAAUGAGGCUGUGAAAAUGGGAAUUGUCGGCCCAGAAUUCAAAGACAAACUUCUCUCUGCUGAACGUGCAGUGACAGGAUAUAGAGAUCCUUAUUCAGGAAAGACAAUCUCUCUGUUCCAGGCAAUGAUGAAGGGCCUCAUCUUGAAAGAUCAUGGUAUUCGCCUCCUAGAAGCACAGAUUGCCACUGGUGGCAUCAUCGACCCAGAGGAAAGUCACCGUGUGCCUGUUGAGGUGGCUUACAAACGUGGCUUCUUUGAUGAGGAAAUGAAUGAGAUCUUGUCCGAUCCUUCUGAUGAUACCAAAGGCUUCUUUGAUCCCAACACAGAGGAAAACCUGACAUACCUCCAACUGAUGGAGAGGUGUAUUACUGAUCCCGACACUGGUUUGGUCCUCCUGUUACUCAGAGAGAAGAGGCGGGAAAGAAAGACCUCUUCCAAGUCCUCAGUUCGCAAACGCAGAGUUGUCAUUGUAGACCCGGAGACAGGCAAAGAAAUGACCGUAUAUGAGGCCUACAGGAAGGGACUUAUUGACCAUCAAACCUACCUUGAGCUUGCUGAGCAGGAGUGUGAAUGGGAAGAAAUCACCAUGACUUCAUCUGACGGCACUGUAAAAUCCAUCAUCAUUGACAGGAGGUCUGGAAGACAGUAUGAUGUUGAUGAUGCUAUUGCACGUGGUCUUAUUGACCAAAACGCGCUUGAUACCUACAGAGCUGGAAACCUGCCAAUCACUGAGUUUGCUGACAUGCUUUCUGGAAACAUGGGGGGUUUCCGAUCUCGCUCGUCAUCAUUUGGUUCCACCACUGGUUCUACCUACUCAGCUCCCAUGAGCCCCAUACCCUCCAUUAAACCACCUGCAAUUGUAUGGAAUGAUCCAACAGAAGAAACUGGCCCCAUUGCUGGAAUAUUGGACAUAGACACACUGGAGAAGGUGUCUAUCACUGAGGCAAUACACAGAAACCUGGUGGACAACAUCACAGGUCAAAGAUUGUUGGAGGCACAAGCCUGCACAGGAGGAAUAAUCGACCCCACAAGUGGAGAAAGAUUCCCAGUCACUGAGGCCACAGAAAAAGGGCUUGUCGAUAAAAUUAUGGUCGAUCGCCUCAACCUGGCUCAAAAAGCCUUCCAUGGCUUUGAAGAUCCCAGAAGCAAAGUGAAGAUGUCUGCUUCUCAGGCACUGAAAAAGGGCUGGUUGUAUUAUGAGGCUGGCCAGCGCUUCCUUGAAAUUCAGUAUCUGACUGGUGGACUGAUUGAGCCUGACGUUGAAGGCAGAGUAUCGCUGGACGAAUCCAUCAAGAAGGGCACAAUCGAUGCCCGCACUGCCCAGAAACUGAGGGAUGUUGGCGGUUACUCCAAAUACCUAACGUGUCCAAAAACCAAACUGAAAAUCUCAUUCAAAGAUGCCAUGGACAAAAGCAUGGUGGAAGAGGGAUCUCACCUGAGGCUUCUGGAGGCCUCGUCACAGUCCAGCAAAGGCGUCUACAGUCCCUACAAUGCCAGCGGCCCUGGAUCAGCGUAUGGCUCUCGGACUGGCUCCCGAACCGGCUCCAGGACCGGCUCCAGGAGAGGCAGCUUCGAUGCUGGCUCCGGCUUCACCCUGAACUUCUCAUCCUCCUCUUUCACAUCGUCAUCCAACUAUAACCGCAGAUUCUAAAUGCCUACAGUAGUUCUGUUUCAAAUAACUUGUGACUAAGAACCAACAAUACUAAUGCACUUUACAGCUGCAUUUCUAACAGGAAAAAAGAAAGUUACAUUAGCAACAAAAACAUAAUUUAUUUAUUCUUCCCUUGCAUGUAGUCACAAGAAUUGCCUAGGUAUUUUUUUUCAUAUCUAACAUCUGUUUUAACACGUGCCUUGUAUAUGGAGGAAUAACCAAGCCUUGCUGAAGACAUACAGUUUUAAUUACUUAUAAUACUGAUCACCAAGUCAGAUUAUAUUUUUCAAAGCAAAGCAUGACAUUUCUGCUGAUUUUUUAGUGACUUCACUUUACACUUGUUAAAAAGAUGUAUACUUGUGCUUUUUGAAACUAAUAUAUAGUGUAUGUAAUGUCAAGCAGAAAUAUUUUUCCAGUAUUUCUUAUUUCCUUUGGAAUUCAAGAAUAUGUCUAUUUUUUAUCAUUUUUGACAGUACUAGUGAGAUAAUGAAUGUCAACACAUUGUUUUUAACUACAAGAUAUAGAUGCCUUCAAAUUAUUGAAUGUAUAGAGCAUAGACAGAACGUGUGUUUUUCUGCUAUAAGUUGCCUGGGUAUCUGCACACUGUGCCCAGUCAAAUGAAGCACACAAGACGAGACACUACAAAACAAAUCACUGCAAGAAUGCACCAUUGAAAAGAAGUGCCAGAAUUGAAAUUAUGCAGACUUUUAUUUUUAAACCAGGUUCAAACCUGUUUUUACUUUGUGCUUUUUAUCAUUUUCAUUAAGUGUACUUGUGCAUCCUUUAAGUUCUUGCAAAGUUUUUUUUCUUCUUUUCUUUUUUUAAUUUACACACUCAAAAUCUUUCACUCUCAUAUUCAACUGAGUGUUCCUGGUAAAUCCCAAGAUGAUGUCAGACUCCAUCCUGCUCCCCCCACAGAUCUGCCUCCUGUCAUUUUGAUUCUUUUGCCUCAGUUUCCCACAAGCCACCACCAGAUUGCUGAUCCUCACUCGGCCAGAGUGUUCACUCCCUACACCGUGGAUGGAUUUCCGGGUCCUCACACAGCGCCACAGAUCGUCCAUUGAGUUUGUCCUUUCUUCCAUUGUCCAUCACACUUGAAGAAAGCUGAGGCUGAGUCAACAUCAUCUUGGGAUGUACUUCUAGGAACAGUCUUCAUUCAUCACAUUUUUUUUUCUUUUAUUUAUUUCUUGAAUGCUGUUAGUGGUAUUUAUGUUCUGAUAUUUGUUAGCUACCACUCCCCAAUGAUACAUACUUCAUUGAAAUUGGCACAUCUUUUAGCAAAUAGUCCACAAAGUGCAUAUUUUUUAAAUUGUGAAUUGAAUGCACACAAAAUUUGAAAGAUUGAUAUAUUUGAUGCAUCGCCCUACUGCAUGAAUGUUUGUAUUAUAUUCACUUCACUCCUUUCAGUUGACGUUUUGCGCGAUAUUUGAAUUGCAACUUGAAAAUCAACUCAAAGCUUUAUUUUUCUUAUAGUUAUUUUUCCACAGCAGGUUUUUCUGUCAUGCAUCUUUCAGGCAUUUUACCUUUGUAAAUCUUUGUUUUCAUGUUUUUUUUGUUUUUUUUUUUUUUUGUUUUUUUUGAUAAUAUGAAUUUGCCUUGCAUGUUAAACUAACUUCACAAAGGAUAAUGGGGGGGGUUUAAAAUAAAAACAGCUUUGCGCUGAAUUUCUUCGUUGCAGUUUAUAACAUCACCGAUUAACACAGGUUUUACUUUAUGGGGAGAUGUUGCUUUUAAUGAUAUGGUGAGUUGUAUGUGAACAUAACACUAUGUUGUAAAUAAAUAUGCUCUCAAG